Alosa alosa (allis shad) is the source of this 4348-nucleotide messenger RNA. It is a transcript of the gene rin1b, whose product is annotated as Ras and Rab interactor 1b. Gene Ontology annotation, biological process: vesicle-mediated transport. The record is from RefSeq and is a predicted model, not a curated record. Gene Ontology annotation, molecular function: small GTPase binding; guanyl-nucleotide exchange factor activity. Gene Ontology annotation, cellular component: cytosol; endocytic vesicle. Lineage: Eukaryota; Metazoa; Chordata; Actinopteri; Clupeiformes; Clupeidae.
AUAAAAUAGCCAAGUGCUAGAAGGCGCAGCAGACGUAAGAACGACGGAGGGAGAUCUGGUCUUAAUCAUUGGCGAGUUUAAGGGAAGCUACGCCUGAUGUACAGAGGGGAAAUAUAGCUGAUACAUUCUGGAGAAGCGACGCCCUGGAGUGCGUUCACCAUGAUGCGCCAGAAACGCCUGGUUUUUACCCCGACCGUCACCUCAGCCGAGUCUAAAAUCCCUACGGAACCUCGUUCUGAUCUCCCACUCGCAUUUGUUUACAUCUAGAAGCCAAAGGAGAAAAUGGAGAUCAACUCAGUGUGUGGUCAGAGAAGCUUGAGUGUACUGGACCGCCUCUUACUCACUCACUCCAUCUGGCUCCAGCUGUCCGUCACCGCCGACUCCGCCCUCAACAUUCUCAAGAGGGAACCAGUAGGGACAUUUCUGGUGUGUAAGUGUGGUUCCUCCCAGAAGAAGUUGUUGUGUGUGAGAGUGGGUGCUGACAACUCUAUUUUGGCAGUGAAACAGCACCGCAUCCGAGAAGAGGAGUCCACGUUUGCUUUGGAGGGUUCAGCUUUGAGUUUCCCAGACCUGUGCAGACUUGUGGCUUUCUACUGCGUAAGCAGAGAUGUGCUGCCCUUUCCUCUGGAGCUCCCAGAGACCAUUGCUCAGGCCUCCUCACACACACAGCUGGAGGCCAUCUCUCACCUGGGCUCAGAGUUCUGGAGCUCCCAGCACACUGCCUCCACCUCCGCCCCUCUUAACGGCCCCCCGUCGGAUGGGACCCCCUAUCGGCCGACGCCCUGCUUCAUCAACCCCCUCUUCCUGCAGCCGCCCGAGCCCGUUGAGGAACGCGCCGCCUCCAGCAAGCGCCACCGCUUCCGUCGCAGCCUGCGCGUGCGCGUCUCCACGGAGACUUCGCUCAGCCUCUCUUCAGGGGCGGAGUCAGGAGGAGGCGGUGAGGGGGCGACCAAUCACACGCUGUAUAGGAGGGGCGGGCCGGCCGCGGGGAUGCUGAAGAGGAGCCCUGCGCUGUCGCCGACAUCAGAGGAGGAGGAUGAGUUCAUGGCCCAGCAUGCAUCACAGGACACAAACAGCAGCAGUGUGAGUGGGGAGCAGUGUCAGGAGCCGGAGCCGCAGUCCUGCACUGUGGAGGAGGCCUGCCUCUCGCUGGAGACCACCCGGGCACCCUCGCUGUCUGCUCUGGACAGCAGCAGCUCCUUCAGCAGCCUGGAGGAAGAUGACGAUGACGAAGGAGAGUGGGCAGGGCUCGGCGGCGGCGGUGGUCGCCCUGGCCGUGUCCCGGCGUCCUCAACCUCUUCGGCGUCCUCGACCUCGUCGCACUCCCAGCGGCCAUCGCUGAAGCGCAUGAGCGCGGCGUUCGUGUGUCUGUUUGCGCCGGAGCGCCGCGUGGCGCGGCUGAUCCUGCAGCUGUCGCGGGACCCGCGCUCGGCCUUCGGCGCCCUCGUGCAGGACUUCCUGUGCACCAAGCGCCAGGAGCUCAACGCCCUGCAGGGGGCGACAGAGAGCAGUGGUGGUGGCAGGGAUGCCGCCUCGGAGGUGCUCCAGGGACUGCGGAAGUUCCUCACCCAGGCCAAGGGCUUCCUGCUGGGCUCAGGCGAGCUGGAGCCCCCCAUCGAGACGCUGGUGCCGGAGAAUGAGAAAGACCUGGCUCUGGAGAAGGCCAUGUUCGGCUGUGUACUGAAGAGAGAGAACCUGGCGCUGGAGAAGGCCAUGUUCGGGCUUCACAUUGGCCCCGAGGGCAUGCAGGCCUGCCAGAAGUGCCUGCUGGCAGCUCACUGGGCAGGCCUGGCAGAGGGCAUGGGGCUCCUGGACGCCAGUGGCAUAUCGCGGGCUCGGAGGAAGCUGACGCUCAUGGCCCGGACGCACUCGCCCAUCGACAAGGUGCUCCUGCUGCUCCAGGUGUGCAAGAGGGUGUACCAGAGUCUGGACACACAGCCAGAACAGGAAGUGACAUCAGAGCACUUCCUGCCUGCUCUGGCAUAUGUCCUGGUAUGCUGCAAUAUGCCUCUGUUGCUGCUGGAAGUGCAGUAUAUGAUGGAACUGCUAGAGCCAUCAUGGUUGACUGGAGAGGGUGGAUAUUACUUGACGAGUGCCUACGCCAGCCUAUGCCUGAUUCAAAGCCGCCCACAAGCUCCGCCCACAGGCGGGAUGACCAGUGAGGCCCAGGAGAAGCUGAGGGAGUGGAGCCGGCGGCGUGGACAGGAGAAUAUCACACAUGCCCCAUCAAACCAGAACCAGAGGCUUGUCCGCGUGCUCUACCAGGAGGGAGGCCAGAGCGUGGUGCGCACCCUGCAGUGGGUGGACGGCGAGCCCGCCUCCUCACUGGCCCUCAGCUGCGCCACGGCCUUCGCCGUCGGCCAGCCGCACUGCUACGGCCUCUUCUGCCGGGCCGCCGGUGGCGAGAUGAAGCCCCUCCCACCACACGCACUGAUCCACGAGGCGCACGCCCACUCCAUCGGGUCUCUGCCCUCGCUGUCGUACCUGCGCGUGGAUCAUGACACCGGCAAGGUUCGCCGGCUUACCAGAGGGGGCGCUGUGGAUUUGGGAGGCUCGGUGUGCGAGGAGUAAGAUGGAGCAGAAUAACACCAACCAGGAAGUGGGGAGUAAAAACUAAAGGAAAUGUCCUCGGCAACCAUUUUAUUUUCCUGUCAGCUUAAAAGUCCCUCUCUGGACUCACUCCUGUUGGAUGCUAAGUGUUUCUCCUUCUCGUGGCAUCAGUAUAUGAACUUAAAGUUGGAGACUUGAAAUGACUACUCUAAUGACCGAGAUUGCAGAGGGGAUCAUUAUUAGCAUGGCCACCUCCAUACACUUGGACCCCCUUGGACUGUGACGGGACCUGGUGUUUCUUUGAUGUUCCUGAGGACGCCUCCGAAGAUUAUUGAGUGCAAGGAUCUUGUUUUAAGGGAUUAGUUUCCAGAAGUUCAAGCAAUUCACCUGGCAAUAGACAGAGCAAUAUAGUUUUCCAGGUUUGUGGGCGCCAACUCUCAGUCUUUUGGUGCACCAUGACUAUUUUAUAAUUGAAGGCCCUGAAAGAUCUGUGAUUCUUCAUGCCAAGACGGUGCUGAACAAUGACAACCCUGCUAUAGAUAGAUAGAAAACACAGAGACAUCGCUAAUCUCUAACUGGCCCUGUUUUUGCUGUUUAGAUUGUUGGGGCUAAAUAUCAACUACCAAAGUGUUUAGUUUCUUGUUUGUGUUAUUUUCUCUCUCUUAUGGAGUCUCCACUUUAGGCUUACAGUAAGAGGCACAUACGAGAAGCUAUUUUAAGAUGAAUGGUUUGAUUUCUAUUGAUGGAAGGAAAGAAUGUUUUUCAAAGCAAUCUGAAACAUCAGGAGCUGGGAAAUAGCAGCUUGUGGGUGUAUGAAGACAGAUCUAUUUACACAAUAAUAGCAGACAAACAGAACACAUUUACUGUACAAAUAUAACAGCGCAAAAUUCAGUGUUUUGAAAAAGCCUGUUGCUUUUUUUCAGACCCAUUCAUUGGUCUGGUGUUUCCUUCUGCAAACAAUAAAAACACAUAAGCAUUUAUAUAACAAAAGGAAAGUGUACAAAUCACAUCUAAAUUAUUUUUUCCCCUUUCUCUUUGUGCCUCACUCUACCGAUAUCUUUCUCUUCCUUCUGUCUUAUAUUCUCUUGAAGUUUCCUUUCGAUCUAUACAAAUACAAAAAUAACAUUCCAUGUAAAAAAAUGUUGUUUUCUUUGUAACAGACAAUCUGAUUGGAUGGUUUCAGUGAGUCCAGCUCAUGCGAGGCUUCGCUUCAUUCGCUGAAUGUGAAAGUAACACCUUACGGUGGUCCAAUGAAUGCACAGCUCUCAGUCAGGGUGACUGCCUGCUUUGCUGCCUGUUCUGGGUCUACAGGGCCAACUGACUGUUUGACUGUGUGUAUGUGUGUGUUGGGAAGGUUGGGUUGUGAGUGUAUAUUAAUUUAUUUCAAUAUAUCUUUCAAUUUUAAUAUAAUUACUGACAAUUAUUGAAGUAUGAAUUGUAUUCAUUAUUAUGAUGACCAGUUGAAUGUGGGGAAGGGGGGCUUCAAGAUAUUUUCUUUGGAUGACAGAUAUCUCUGUGGCUGUUGAAUUUUGACAUGUAAACUUUCUGCAUGCUGUGCAGUAAUAAUAUGAGAAUGUGUGUUGUGCAUGUGUUUGUGUAUAUGUGUAUGUCUAUGCAGUAUGUAUUGUAUGUGUGUUAUGAAUAUUGGUUUAUUUUCUGCUGAAUGUGGUGACGUAAUCCACACAAGUUGUUUUUUUGUUUUUUUUUGUUACUGUUGGUAUUGAUUUCUUCUAAACGUUGUAUCCUAGUAGUAUCUCAGUAGUAUUGUUCAGUAUCAAACAUCAUUAAAACAAAUGAU